Molecule: messenger RNA, 3616 nt
Organism: Eupeodes corollae
Lineage: Eukaryota; Metazoa; Arthropoda; Insecta; Diptera; Syrphidae
Exons: 9
Coding region: 1042-3291 (749 amino acids)
Biological process (GO): proteolysis
Molecular function (GO): serine-type endopeptidase activity
Source: RefSeq, a predicted model, not a curated record
GUUGUGAAAAUUUAGAUUAAACAUCAAAUACGAUUUUUUCUACAAUAUAUAAAUGGCAACAAGUGAUGUAUAUAAAUAGAUAAUGUGAUACACUAAACAUUUAUUGGAUAACAAUUUUGGAUAAUUUAUUAAAUUUACAAAAAAUUCCACAAAGAAAUCUUUGGAAAAUAUUAUAAUCACAACAUCACAUUCAUAUGCUAUAUGGGUUCACUAACCGUCACUAAAUGUUGUAUGCAAUUUGAUAGCACUGGAGGUGAAAUUUUCCAUCGCAACGAACAACAACCACCAAUUAAAUCCAACCAACAACAUCGCUUCCAACAAAAAGUCUUUCCAUCUGCACUUUUUUUCCAACUUGCAACUAACAAAUUUCAAUAACAAAAUAGCAAUUUUACCUCCGCAUGUGUAAUCGGUAGUUGCACCACACGAAAUCCAAAACACCAAACAAAACCACCCAACUCAAGCAACAAAGCAAAAAUUAAAAAUAAAACCUGAAUCACUGAACUGACGACAAGUUUAAAACGACUACAUAGCCGACUACGACGACGCCGCCGCCGAGGAGGAUCAACUCACUUAACAUCAAAACGCGAACACGACUUACCAUCAUACCACCAGCACGAGAUAUCCCCAAGACCAGGUACAAAUCAGUGCAAGUGGAAACGUUAGUUGCACCUCAACUGGGUGCUAUCAUCAUCAUCAACAACAGCGAGUCAAGUCCAUUGACUCUGUGGUCUAUACAGUGCUCUUGGCCAGAGCUAGCUUAAGAUCAAGAUCAAUAUCAAUAUCAACAUUAACAUCGCGAUACCUGAACAAGUGCUGCCACUAAUAAUUGGUUUUUCCCCUGUUACCAGUUGGGCCAUGAAACUAUGACGAGCAUCGAGGAAGGAGUUCUUGAGCACGAAUAAACGGAAACGUUAUGAACUGGUGCGCACCAUCACUUACAACACUCAAAAUCUCACAAAAUUGAAUCGAACCCUUAAGACGCGCGCCGUCGCCGUACUACUACUACUCUAUACAACACUCCUCAACUGACCUCGAUGUAAGAUGUUAGAAUCCAACAAAUGGCGUUUCCUAACAAUUGUUGCCGGUCUGAUAUUAACCAACGCAAUCGACAGUCCCGUGCGGACGGGUCAAAUCCGCUCUCUUGCCGACCACAGCCAGUACCAGCGAGCUGCCAGUGGCCAAUCUCAAAGUACUCCCUGGUUGACUGGUGGGACACAGCGGUCAGCUAGAAAUCUUUACGCCCCAUUCAAUGUCUUCCCCAAAGUGGAUGACGUGAGCUUCCCUCGCAUGCAUCGCAGAUCCGACGGAAGCGUUGUCCAGUCCUUCGGAGCCUACCGAAAUGGCAGAAGUGCCCAGCGGAGGUCUGACGAUGCGUCACAGAUUGUGUUCCAACAAUCGCCAGAGAACCAGACGAAAACCGGAAGGAGCUACGUCUACAUUCCCCUAGCGCAGGGUGGUCACAAUGAGGCCUUGCCAAAGCGGAAUAUCACUUUCGGACAGAUUCGACCACCGACGAUGGAUGACCAGGUCCCAGUAGAGGGCUUCAACGGUGAGUUGUUCGUCAAUGAAAGAACAGAACGAAGUCCCCAAUCGGAAGAUAAGAUCGACGUCGAUGACUUGUCAGGGCGUCGCAUAGGCUUCCAAUUCCCCAACAGCUAUAGCCUUAACACUGACUUCCCCUUCCACCCACAAGGCUAUCGCGAAGACAAUCCCAUUUUCACUGACAGCGGAUCAUAUGAGCGGCCUUACAGCGAAGAAAACCUUGAUGGCUCUAACAGCGGUCAUACCGUAGAAUUCCCUGGCUCGAGUGCCAAUUCAAAACCCUACUCCGGAAAGUUGUACCGUGAUGAGGUCACAAAGUUCGGGGACGUCAAUGGUCCCAUUGCAGCCGCGCCGCGACCUCAACGAGGUAUUUUCUUCGGUGAUAGUGAGCGUGACCAUCGGACGGGACCACGUCCCUUCGCUCCACCAAAGAUAUUCACCGAGUACAAUGACUUCGGUAAUGACUAUGCCGGAUCACGGAAGUCCCGCUACUAUCCUUUCAAGUCGUCGCGAUCUCCCCGGGUGGUGUUCCCCGUGAAUGACAAUCUCGGAACGACGAGCACGAGUGGCAGCGGAGCGUACUUUAGCGACAACGUGGCCUUUAGAGAUCAGAACUUUGGCUUGAAUGAGUUGUCGGCCAUUCAAGAGGUGCGCAAUGAGUUCGGACUCCAAGAAAUAGAUGGGGUUAGUGUGGACAGCGAAAAUACUGGAGCCCAAUCGGCCAGCACUUUCAAGGAGAAAGUUGAUACGAGUACUGAUUUAGAAUGUCAAGGCCGCGGUGGUACUUGUGAGUUCUUUUUGGGUUGUUGGAUGACAGGUGGUCUCCUGCAAGGGACCUGCGAUGGAAUAUUGCGUGGAUGCUGUCAUCGGACAGCAAAAUCGACAAAUUUAAAAACCUCCGAAUAUGUUAGUUCGACUGUUGAUUUGACAAAUCUUCCAAACAAAAACUAUGGACCAGUUUUGAAUGAUCCCAGUUGUGGUAUAUCAUUGGCUAAACAAGCUGCCCAACGUCGAAUUGUGGGUGGUGAUGAUGCUGGAUUUGGAUCUUUUCCAUGGCAAGCAUAUAUUCGAAUCGGAUCUUCAAGAUGCGGCGGUUCGUUGGUAUCACGAAGACAUGUCGUCACCGCUGGACACUGCGUGGCUCGUGCCACACCGCGUCAAGUGCAUGUAACACUGGGCGAUUACGUGAUCAAUUCAGCGGUUGAGCCAUUGCCAGCUUACACAUUCGGGGUAAGGCGCAUCGAUGUUCAUCCGUACUUCAAAUUUACGCCGCAAGCAGAUCGCUUCGAUGUUUCCGUAUUGACACUGGAAAGACCGGUCCACUUCAUGCCGCAUAUUGCUCCAAUAUGCUUGCCAGAGAAAAACGAAGACUUCCUGGGAAAGUUUGGAUGGGCUGCCGGAUGGGGUGCUCUCAAUCCUGGAUCGAGGCUAAGGCCAAAAACUCUGCAAGCCGUAGACGUUCCAGUCAUAGAGAAUAGAAUCUGCGAGAGAUGGCAUCGCCAGAACGGGAUAAAUGUUGUUAUUUAUCCCGAGAUGUUGUGUGCCGGAUAUCGUAAUGGUGGCAAGGACUCCUGCCAAGGAGACUCCGGUGGACCGCUAAUGCAUGAAAAGAAUGGUCGAUGGUAUUUAAUUGGUGUGGUCUCAGCAGGAUACUCGUGUGCAUCACGUGGCCAGCCAGGAAUCUAUCAUCGGGUGCCGUUUACAGUCGAUUGGAUAUCAUAUGUCGUUGGACUGACAACACAGCUCUAAAAUGAUAGAGCUGAUGAAGAACUUAUCUGAUGUUGUUAUUAUUUAUUUUGUUAAAUGAUUAAUUUAAUUCUAUAAUUUAUUCCAAAAGUGUCCUUUUUCUGUACUAAAUAGAUAGAAAAACAAAAAACAAAACUCCAUUGUGACUUCAUAAUGUCUGAUACUAAAAUGGUUCUUAUCUCCCUUUAAGUUUAAAUUAUUUUAAUGAUUUCGUUAAAUAAAAAAAAACUUGUAAAUACUUUGUCUUCAAAAAACUAUAGAUACACCUAAUCAAAGUUAGAUUAAACAAAACAACAAAAAAAACUAAAAAUGUUAUCCUAAUUGUGAU